Messenger RNA from Pseudozyma hubeiensis SY62, 660 nucleotides. RefSeq lists its product as hypothetical. The transcript has 3 exons. Bases 1 to 660 code for a protein of 219 amino acids. The record is from RefSeq and is a predicted model, not a curated record. NCBI's taxonomy places the organism in Eukaryota, Fungi, Basidiomycota, Ustilaginomycetes, Ustilaginales, Ustilaginaceae.
AUGGCCAACGCUGCAGGAAUCCGGUUCAUGUUUGAUGCCAGCAUCCGAUUUCUCAGCAAGCAAGCUCUUGAACCGCAGUUUCAUGCGGAAGUCAACACCCGUAGCCGCGGCAGGACGAUCCUGGGUGUCGACGAGGGGAGCAGAUGGCAGGAGUGUCGGGUAUCCACCCCGACCACCGACCAGCCAAUCAGAACGUGCGGAUUUCAAAGCCUUGUCGAGCGAGCCGGUCGAGACAUCACUCUUCACGCCACCCUGGGUCUUGCACACUUAGCCUCCACUGCCCCGCCGCCGGUGUUUGACGUGCUAGUGCAUGACCUGACUGGGGUCCGGAUCUCGAGCGCUGCUUCGCCCUGUUCCGUUCUCUCCGACAUUCGUUGCGAUCGCCGUACUUGUCCUCGUCGAUUGCUCGUCAUCAAGCUUCUUCGCCACCACCAUCAGCAUCCACCCCACCGACACUGUCGUCGUCCUCGCUACAGUCUGGACUGCGAACACGAGGACGUGAACCGGAGGAUCCAUUCAAACCUCUUGCACUCGAAGUAUACUGACUUCGUUCACGUCUCUGCCAAUCGUCGAGAGAUCAUCACACGUUCCCUCGAGAACAACAGCCGAUAUCUGAAUCAGAGCAGAUCCCUCGUCUCACGACCGACCACAGGCUUGUAG